Molecule: messenger RNA, 1081 nt
Organism: Cylicocyclus nassatus
Lineage: Eukaryota; Metazoa; Nematoda; Chromadorea; Rhabditida; Strongylidae
Source: the annotation of a GenBank genome assembly
GUCAUCUCUAUCUCGGUGACAUUUAUCUAUUUCUAUCUCAGAAAUGGCCAAACAAGGCCAAGAGGCAAUGAAGAAGGCGCUUCAAAACGCCAGAGGAGCUGGCAUGGGAGUGGGCUUGAUUGCUGCGGCAGGAGCAGCUGUAUAUGGCGUUUCACAAGCUUUGUUCACAGUUGAUGCGGGUCAUCGUGCCAUUAUGUUCAAUCGAAUUGGAGGACUUUCAAAUGAUAUAUACAAAGAAGGACUCCACUUCAGAGUUCCUUGGUUCCAGUAUCCCAUCGUGUACGAUAUCCGUGCUCGUCCCAAUCAGAUCCGAUCUCCUACUGGAAGCAAGGAUCUGCAAAUGGUGAACAUCGGCCUCCGAGUUUUGUCUCGACCUAACCCCGAACAGUUAGUUCGUAUUUAUCGAACUCUCGGUUUGAACUGGGAAGAAAGGCUCCUCCCGUCAAUUUGCAACGAGGUGCUCAAAAGUGUAGUAGCAAAAUUCAACGCGUCGCAGCUCAUUACUCAACGACAGCAGGUCUCAAUGCUGGUUCGCAAAGCGCUUAUUGAACGUGCUUUGGACUUCAACAUUAUCCUUGAUGAUGUUUCACUUACUGAGUUAGCUUUCUCACCACAGUACUCAGCCGCCGUUGAGGCUAAACAAGUAGCAGCGCAAGAAGCUCAGCGAGCGUCCUUCCUUGUGGAGAGAGCUAAACAACAACGUCAAGAGAAGAUUGUCCAGGCUGAAGGAGAGGCAGCAUCAGCAAAGAUGUUGGGUGAGGCCAUGAAGUCAGAUCCUGGAUUUUUGAAGCUGAGGAAAAUCCGCGCGGCACAAAACAUCGCUCGAGUUGUGUCCGAGUCGAACAACAAUAAAGUCUAUCUUCCUGCCGGUGGCCUGAUGUUGAACAUUGCUGAUAGUGAUUACAUGGAUAUCAACAACGGAAAAACAACAACAAGACGAUAACUGCUCAUACUUUUGCAUCUCCUCUAACGUGAAGCAAAUUCUUUUUUGUCUGUUAGCUUAGAUUUUUAGUUACUCUGUCGGUUUGUUAUAGUCUAGCAUGUUGUUACUUUAUUCUUGCGAUAUUAGUUGGAUGAACAC